UAAAUUCUACAAAAAAGGAAAAUAUAAUUUCUUUUCUUCUCAUUUUCCUCUUUUAAUUUCUUUCCAUUUACAUGUGUAAUUCGCACCAAACAGAGAAUAAGAGAGUUCCAACAAAACUCAGAAAACAGCGUAACCUCUAAUUGUUGAAUCAUUAGAGCCAAACAAAAAUAAAAAUAAAAAUAAAAAUAAAAAUUCCACUAUAAUAAUAAUAGCAUUCCCUCUUUUCCACCAUUCAAUCUUCCUCCGCUUUUCUCGUUCUUCUUUGAUACAGAUUCUCCACUACUUCUAUUACUCAUCGAUCUUUAUAUCUUUUCCCUUCUCUUCUUGACUCUUCACUGUACUCUUUCUAACAAGACUUUUUCUUUAUAUUUCAACUAUUCAUUCAUACAUUUCUUGUUUGACGCUUUUGUUCAUCUGGGUACCUUGGGAGAUCAAAAACCUCAGUGAUAACAAUGCGAGGAGCAAGUUCAAUUAAUCCUGAAGGAGAAAUCAAAAUAAGUUUCGGCUAUCACUGCAAUGGCCAUGGUGACAGUUCUUGGAUGCUUCCGGAUGGGCAUGAAAACCCUCAGAGCACUAAACUCCCUAGGAACAGCAGUUUCUCUUGCUUGUCUGGUGCUGCCUUAAGUGCUAAUGCCACAUUGGCCAAUACCAAUAUCUGCAAUGGUGUGAUAGGAGCAGAAAUACUUCCCAGCUUGGACUCCCCUAAUUCAUUCCGAAAAGUUCCCUCUUCACCAACUCUUUCAAGGUUGGACAUGUUACCAUCUUCUCUUCAAAGCAGUAUGUCAUACUUAAGUUGCACUCCAUCCACUCCGAGUCCACCUGAUUAUGAUUCUUAUUUGAAACCCAUGAGUGCUCCUUCAAAAAGUGACAGCUUUCUUAAUGCCAUGGAAGUUCAGGUGGCUGGUGGAGCUGCUGGAGAAGACAGGGUUCAAGCUGUCUGUUCUGAAGAAAAUGGGUGGCUCUUUUGUGCAAUUUAUGAUGGGUUUAAUGGAAGAGACGCAGCAGAUUUUUUGGCUGGAACACUGUACGAAACCAUCAUAUUUCAUACAAACUCUUUAGACUGGGAAUCAAAGCAGGAUGUUGUUACAGCUUCCAAUGGUUUGUGCUUGGGUGGAUCCAUUCAAUGUGCUUUUGAGGGUGGCAGCCAUAGCCCAGGGGAAAAAACUCAUUCAGGAGGGUAUAACAAGGACUCAAGUCUCGACAGAUUUGCCAAGGAUGGCAUAUGCUCUAAGCUGGAAACUUCAUCUGACUCGUUUAGACAUGAAGUACUCGAUAGCCUCCAAAGGGCUCUUAGUCAGGCUGAGAAUGAUUUCUUAAACAUGGUAGAGCAGGAAAUGGAGGAUCGUCCUGAUUUAGUUUCUGUAGGAUCAUGUGUCUUGGUUGUUCUUCUUCAUGGAACAGAUUUGUACACCUUGAAUUUGGGUGAUAGCAGGGCUGUAUUGGCAACAUACAACGGAGACAAUGAAGUAAAUCGGUAUGAGCAACUAAAAGCUGUCCAGCUCACUGAUUGUCACACUGUUGACAAUGAAAUUGAAAGAACUACUUUAUGUAGUGAGCACCCUGAUGACCCUGCAACAGUACUUGGUGGAAAAGUGAAAGGAAAAUUGAAGGUCACUCGAGCUUUUGGAGUUGGGUAUUUAAAAAAGAAAAACCUAAAUGAUGCACUGAUGGGCAUUCUACAAGUUCGAAAUCUCAUAAGUCCUCCAUAUAUUUCAACUCAACCAUCAUUGAAUGUGCAUAAAAUAUCCAAGUACGAUCACUUUGUCAUAGUAGCUAGUGACGGAUUAUUUGAUUUCUUCAGCAAUGAUGAAGCAGUAAAGCUUGUAAAUUCUUUUAUCUUGAGCAAUCCUACUGGUGAUCCAGCAAAGUUUCUGUUAGAGCAGCUUGUAGCAAGAGCUGCAGAUUGUGCAGGUUUCAGUAUGGAAGAAUUGAUGAAUAUACCUGCUGGUAGGAGGAGGAAAUAUCAUGAUGAUGUGACUGUAAUUGUUAUUGUUCUUGGAACAAAGCAGCGCACUUCAAAGGCAUCAAUGUACAUGUAAGUUCUUAUGUGUUUUUUCUCCACCUUAAGGGGUAUGGUUACAUAUGUAUAGGUUUCAAAUUGUAAAUAUUUGAUAUUAGUCUCAUUAUCAGUACGGAAAUCAGCAAUUUUGUUAUGACAUCAAAUUAUUUCAAGUGUUUAUGUAAAUAGAUGCGUGGAAUAUUUUUCUUUUAAUAAAACCAGCAGGAGGUAUUUCUAGCAAA
This is a messenger RNA of Ricinus communis (castor bean), 2241 nucleotides long. RefSeq names its product probable protein phosphatase 2C 40. Bases 453 to 2039 code for a protein of 528 amino acids. Gene Ontology annotation, biological process: protein dephosphorylation. NCBI's taxonomy places the organism in Eukaryota, Viridiplantae, Streptophyta, Magnoliopsida, Malpighiales, Euphorbiaceae. Gene Ontology annotation, molecular function: protein serine/threonine phosphatase activity. The transcript is spliced from 4 exons. The record is from RefSeq and is a predicted model, not a curated record.